CAGAGCUAAUGGUUUGCGAGGAGAAACUGUAAAGUUUUCUUCAGUAUGUAGUGUAGUGCAGAGCCUAAAGAUGACUGGAGAGAAAAGAGUUUCUCCUCUGAAGAACUUUGUGGCUGGAGGGGUUGGUGGUGUCUGUCUCUUAUUUGCUGGACACCCACUGGACACUAUUAAGGUCCGUCUACAAACACAACAUUCUGUUCUCUACAGAGGGACAUACGAUUGUCUCAGAAAAACUCUGUCUAAAGAGGGAAUAUUUGGCUUAUAUAAAGGGAUGGGUGCUCCGCUAGCUGGUGUGACCCCUAUGAUGGCGAUGAAUUUCUUUGGCUUUGGGCUUGGAAAAGACUUCCUGCAGAGUGACCCCACCAUCCCACUAACGUACUCACAGAUCUACCUGUCAGGGAUGCUGGCUGGAGUCUUCACCACUGUGAUCGUGGCUCCGGGAGAGAGAAUCAAGUGUUUACUGCAGAUUCAGUCGUCAGCUGGUCAGAUCAAGUAUGCUGGACCUGUUGACUGUGCACUCAAAUUAUAUAAGCAACAGGGAAUAUGCAGUGUUUACAAGGGCACUGUACUGACUCUAAUCAGAGAUGUGCCUUCAAAUGGUUUAUACUUUCUAACAUAUGAGUACCUUAAAAAAGCUCUGACCACUGAAGGACAGAGUGUUUCUCAGCUGAGCACAUGGAGAGUUCUUCUGGCAGGUGGGGUCGCUGGAGUUUUAAACUGGCUGGUUGCAUUGCCUGCAGAUGUGCUGAAGUCAAAGUACCAAACAGCUGCUGAUGGACAUUACAAGGGUUUAGUAGAUGUGUUACGAACUCUCUUACGAAACGAAGGUCCAAGAGGUCUCUAUAAAGGACUGAGCGCUGUCAUGUUACGAGCAUUUCCCGCCAAUGCCGCAUGUUUUCUGGGUUAUGAGUUUACAUUGAAGUGUUUCAGCUUUAUUGCUCCACAUUACUAAUUUCCAGAUGGCAACUUAUGUGUUUAUGGUAUUUAAGUUCAGAAUGGUUUUAUAUGGAUGUGACUUGAAUCUUUCUAUUUAUAACUCAACACAAGAUGACAGAAUUGUGUCAAAAGAUUAAUAUACAAAGGAUGUAAUUUAAAAAAAAGUUUGUAAUAACAUCUGUUACUUUUUAAGAAGUUACCAUAACUAAGGGGUUGUGUACACCAAAACUUUUAAACGCGGCUGAAAACGCUUGGACAACGCCGAAUGCCAGCUGUUUUUCAACUCUUGGUGCUCAGCACUGAGCGCGGAAAAACUGCUGUGCGCCGGUUUUCAGCGCGGAAGAAAACCGCUAGCUGCUGGCUUAUUUGAAAAACGCUGAGCUUCCAUUGGAAACAAUUGAAAACAUGCGCCGGCCGCGGGCGUAAAAGUUUUGGUGUACACAACCCCUUAGUGGUUCUCAAACUUGGGGGGGGGGGUCAGAUGAUGCCAAGGGAGCGCCAUAUAUUUGGUGUUAUUAAACCUCAGAAAACUAAGGCUACUAACCAACAGCACUGCUUUGUAUCAUUUUCAAAGUUUGAGAUUGGUUUAUGUCAUGAAUUUUCUUUGGGUUGAGGUGGACGCAAAGGUAUGCACCCAGGCCUGCAAAAGGGGGGCAGCGCACACCAAAAAGUUUGAGAACCACUGCUUUAACUAGUGAUAAUUGAAAAAUCAUGUAUUAUUUAUAAGAUGGAAAUGUCAUGCUGCUAUUAUUGCAUGAUUUGCUUUAAUUUAAAUAUUUAUCUGACUCCAUUAUAGUUAUUACGUUAAAUCUGUUGUUUAAAGGUGUAAAGCUAUUUUAUAAAAACUGAUGGGAAACUGUAGGAUUUAUUCAAAUAAUGUAAAUGAAUAAUGUAUAAGAUAAUGUAUUAGAAAAAGCCACAAAUGAGUUUAAAUGUUACCAUGAAGAUUACAAUCAGGUUAGCUUCCUGUGCUGUCAGUGUUAAAAAAUAAAAGAUUACAAAGCCUUUUUUUAACGAUAGUAAUAAACGUUGAGCAUGUGUGUUGCAGUAAAUCGUCACAACAGUGAGUUACAAGCAUCUCCCUGAUCAUAGGCUACAUUUACUCCUAUAUACCCCUUAUAAUCAAAGCACUGUUAUAUACUGAGACCCGCAGGGCUGUGUGCCCGGUCCACUCACAACUAUGCAUCAAGGCAUAUCUCCAACCACAUAGUUCUCACUGACAUGGUUAUGAUAGGAGAUUCCUAGACCUGAUGGACUUAUGCAGAAUCCUUGAAUGUGGACAAACCUUAAGAAAUGAUUGCUGACCCUACAAGAGUAUAAAACAAGCACUCACCACUCUGUGGAAAUCAUCAAGGAUGUCAAAUUCUUUGUGUUCACAUGACGGGAAACCUCACCUCCAAACCCCUCCAUCCUUAUCACGUUUAACAGAGACUUUUCUCAAGAGUGUGCAGAGGAGGUGCCCAUCUUCAUAAUACAAUAUAUUUUGUCACUUACUGUAAUUUGUUUCUAGUUGACCAGUUCUCCUUUGCUAAUUAAACAUAACGAUGAUGCUUACUUGACAAAACGAAUGAAGUUUUUGUGACAAUUAAACAAGCUAAAAAACUAUUUUGAAGCAGUCUGUAAGGUUUGUGAUCUCAUGUUGUGUGUUCUUAGUGGUAAAUGUUAUCUAAGUUAAUAUAAAGUGGUCAGAGAGAAAUUUGGAUACUUCACCCUCAGGUUAGGGUUAAUGAUGUGGAUGGUCCAUGUUAGGGUUGAAACUACGUUGCAGCCAUGUGUAUUGAGACAGUGCCAU
This is a messenger RNA of Paramisgurnus dabryanus, 2728 nucleotides long. Its product is annotated as mitochondrial carnitine/acylcarnitine carrier protein. NCBI's taxonomy places the organism in Eukaryota, Metazoa, Chordata, Actinopteri, Cypriniformes, Cobitidae. Gene Ontology annotation, biological process: mitochondrial transport; carnitine transmembrane transport. Gene Ontology annotation, cellular component: mitochondrial envelope. The record is from RefSeq and is a predicted model, not a curated record. Gene Ontology annotation, molecular function: O-acyl-L-carnitine transmembrane transporter activity.